GGCUAUCUUUGGCUGCAAGGCUGACAGUUGCUAGAUCUGUAUCCUUGGCUAUCCCUACGUACACUAUGCAAACUGAAAUGAUCCCUGUUAAUGUUUGCAACACUAUCGACAGGAUUAACAGGGAUUUCAUUUGGGGCAAGGAUGAGAACCAGGGGAAGAUGCACCUGGUGGCUUGGGAGAAACUAGCAGAGCCAAGAACUCAAGGAGGAGGAGGCCUCCGGGCGCUCCGGCAUGCUAACCUCGCCCUUUUAGCUAAAGGAGGGUGGCGCAUUCUCCAAGAAAAAGAGACUCUCUGGACUCAAAUCAUGAGGGCAAAAUAUGGUGGAAAGAGAAAAGAUCUGAACAUCUUCAGACCCUGUCAGGGAAGUUCUUUUGCUUGGUCGAGCAUAAACAAAGCAGCUAGCCUUUUGAAAAAAGGGUGUGCUUGGAACAUUCACAAUGGGAAAAGCACUAACUUUUGGUUGGAUAAUUGGAUUUUGCAGGAACCGCUCGUUGAGGCUGCAAGUCAACCUGUUCCGGAGAAGGAACGAGCUCGGACGGUGGCCUCUUAUAUGGAUGUGGAUGGUCGCUGGGAUACCACUCAUCUCUCUCAAUGGCUCUCGGCGGAGAUCAUUCAGAAGAUCACUGCUGUGAUGGUUGAUGCUCUUUCUUCAGAUGAGGACCAAAUCUUCUGGAAGGCGUCGGCUGAUGGUCGCUUCACGAUGAAGACUGCUUACCUUCUGAGCCAGCCCGGGAGUGUUGAGGCGAAUGAUCGGAUCUGGAAGGGCAUUUGGAAGCUUCCAGUUCCAGAACGGGUGAGAUGUUUUACCUGGCUGGUUCUUCUUGGCCGGAUUGCUACCAAUGUUCUUCGUUUUUGCAGGAGAUGCAGUGACUCGCCGAACUGCGCCAGGUGUGAGGACACUCCAGAGACGGUGCUUCAUGUGUUGCGCGACUGCCCUCCAGCGCGUUUCUGCUGGUCUCGUUGGGUCCCGAUUGACAAACAGACAGAAUUUUUUCACAAAGGUCAAGAGGACUGGCUCCGCAGCAAUCUGACUAGUGAGGACAUGAUGGAGUCUGGUUUGGCGUGGAAUGAGUUCUUCAGUAUUGCUAUCUGGCUGGUGUGGAGGAACAAGUGCAUAGUGGGUUUCAAGGGGGUUAGCAAGGCCCUCACAGCUCCUACUCUCGCUCACUCGAUUCAGCACAAAGCCCUUCUUUGGCACCAGGCGUGGGAGGCUCCUUCCAUUAAGUCAGGUCGAUCUAUCUUGCAGGCUAAUAGGAUUACUGAACAGAUCAGUUGGCAACCUCCUAGCUCAGGGUGGCAUAAGCUGAACAUUGAUGGUGCCUCGGCUGGCAACCCAGGGACGGCGGGGGCUGGUGGGGUGAUCAGGGAUGAGCAAGGGAGGUGGAUUGCUGGUUUCGUGGCUAAGAUCGGGGAAGCGACUGCAGCGUUAGCAGAGCUUUGGGCUUUCUACCAUGGCUUGGAAAGUUGGAUGCGACAGCCUGGUGGUUGAGUCUGACUCUCAGUUAGCAAUCCAGUUGAUAAACAACCGAAGGGACCCAGUACAUCCGUACGCCUCAUUGCUUGAUGCUAUCAGGAGGAAGUUGGCGCAGAGUUGGUUGGUUAGGGUAGUUCAUACGUAUCGUGAAGGGAAUAGAGCCGCAGACUAGCUCUCGAAGAACAGUCUCGUCUAUCCCUAUGGUACGCAUGAACUUCCUAAUCCGCCGAGGGAGCUGAUUGGGAUCCUUAGAGAUGAUGUUAUGGGUGUCUCUUUUGAGUGCCAAGUGAGAGCGCCUGUUGCUCUGUAACCCCUCUUUCUUUUCUUUCUUGGCCUUGGCCUCCCUUAUUGCAAAAAAAAUAUAAUGCACUAAUUUAUGAAUGAAUUUAUCAUUAACCAUUAUAAUUACAAAUUCAUAUCAUCUAUCACCAAAAAGUUGUAAUAAAGCAUUCAAACUAUAUCACAAAAGAAAUCAUAAUUCUUAUAUUAAAUUCAAAUAGGUCAUAAGAGUGGCAAUCUUUAGUGAAUUAGAUAAAUCCCAUAAGUAGGUUGGAAUGAAAAAAAGAAGUAUAAAUUAAAUUAGUGACUGAGGUUGAAUGGUCUUUGUUUACGGUAACGUUUUUUAAUAAUUUUUUGUGGUUAAAAUACUAAAUUAGUGGACUAGUUAAAUUGUGAUGGUUCAUCUAGUUUCGUGUUAAACUGUAAAAAAAUAUUCGAUCCAUCAUUAACCAUCCAAUCAAAUGAAUCGAAUGGUAUUUUAAUUGGUUUAGGCGUUCUAUUGCCUAAAUGAUUAAUCCGGUUUGGGUCUUCUAAAUUUUAAUGGGAUGUAGAGGUGUGGACUGCGGCUGCGGCACUAACAGAAGCAAAAAACGAACGUAAAAUACAAUGGUUUUGGGCGCUUUCUUCUCGCCGGCAUUGCGACCCACAAGCUAAACGCGCCGCCGUUGCUCUUAAAUAAUUCUUCAAGUUCUUCUUCCUCGCGAUUCGAUUGAUUGAUCUCUCUCCUAUCGAAGUCUGGUGAAGUAAGAUGCAACCAUUUGUUUCCCCGUGGAAAAAUGAGGGUUUCGGCCACCCGGUAUUGUCCUAAUUAGAAUUCGGAAUCGUCAUCUUCGUCUCUAGCCUCGUUGUCAUAGGUAACCACGUCUUUUAAUCGAUUCUUUAGAUCAAAGAUUGAAUGUUCAACUCCUUUCUCGCAAUUUGUAAUGUGGAUAAUUAAUGCGCAAGUCAAUUGGAGUUCGUGUUUUGUGGAUUUCAUCGUUGUUGCUAAUUUGAAUAUGGGUUUAACAUGCUGCAAACUUCAACUGUCGUAUGACAUUGUAAUUCUUUCAGGCAGUUACGUUUCUCGUUUUCCGUCUAUUCUCCAAGGGAUUGCACAAGAAGGAUUGACAAGCUGGUGGCUGAAAUGUUGUGGUCGGAAUUCAUAUGGUCCGUUGACUGUUGGACUAAUUUGGAGGUAAGCAAAGUUCUUGCCUUUUGCUUUUACUGGGAUUGGUGGUGGAUGAACAUGAGAAUUAACUUGAAGAUUCAAGCUUUUGAUAUCUUUUCACAUAAUGUUUGAUCAAGUAGCCGGCUGGGUGCUAAAUAGAAACUCUUGGGCUCAGGUUGAAGUAUAUGCAGAUAAUGAGAGUACGAGAUCUUUACUUUGCCGGGUAAGCUGUAAAUGUAUAUUGGACGAGUUCCUUAUAGUCAUUUCGGGUGGAUAUGAAAUCUCACUUGAUUGGUUCACAUUCGUUGCUUAAGUUUUGGAAAAUUUUCAGCAGGUAAAGAAACAUGCACUGGUCCUUUCUGAUCACAGGAGUGAUGUUGACGAGCUAAUUGGAUGUGUCCUUGUUCAGGUGCAUAUUCUAAAGUUCAUGGGUUUUUGAAAGAUAAUGAUAUGCUUCUAAUGAUGUUGAACUUAUAGAGAGAAAAAAGGUCUACUUCUAUUAUUGAUUAGUUGGUAAAAUAAUACACUGUUUAUACAAUAUAUAUAGCAACUGUUGAAUAACAAAUACACCACAGAAUUAAACAAAUAUUACAACAUAACACCUAAACUAUUUAUUCUGCAUCUUUGAGUCCUCCAACAACCCCCCGCAAGCUGGAGCGUGGAUAUCCAAACGAUUCAGCUUGGAAAGCAAACAUGAAAACACAACACUUGACAAGGACUUCGUGAAAACAUCGGCGAGUUGAUUCUCGCUAAUAACAUGCAAAACCUUUA
Messenger RNA from Linum trigynum, 3672 nucleotides. The record is from the annotation of a GenBank genome assembly. Lineage: Eukaryota; Viridiplantae; Streptophyta; Magnoliopsida; Malpighiales; Linaceae.